This is a messenger RNA of Nasonia vitripennis (jewel wasp), 4757 nucleotides long. Its product is annotated as glutaredoxin domain-containing cysteine-rich protein CG12206-like. Lineage: Eukaryota; Metazoa; Arthropoda; Insecta; Hymenoptera; Pteromalidae. Bases 952 to 2859 code for a protein of 635 amino acids. The transcript is spliced from 5 exons. Gene Ontology annotation, biological process: sensory perception of sound. The record is from RefSeq and is a predicted model, not a curated record.
UUCGUUCGAGCAAGGCCCCACGCAAUCCAGCGUAUCUCGCCUCCUCUCGCAGCGUCAAGAAAGAGUGUGUAUAUAAUAUAGACUCGCCGCGCGGUGGCGUUCCCCUUUCUCGGCGUCUUGCGAGAGUCCCUUUCCCCCCACUUCGCGAGCGGAUCGGGCCCCUGGAGAUCCUCUCUCUCUCUCUGUCCCUCGGUCCCCACCCACGGCAGCUCGGCUGCGUUCGGCUUGACUCGGGCCGCGCGCGACUGUGUCAGAGCCGCGGACUCGGAACAGUUACUGACGGCCCGUGCUCCCAAGCAUCUCUCAGCCGAGCGAGCGCUACGCGGCUCCGCGGCCUUUCUCGCCGACACACACACACACACAUAUAAAUAUAUCUAAGAGCGUGUCAACGUACAUACCGGUCUGUGUAUAUGUAUACGUGUUUUUCUGCCGAGGCGUGCGCUCAACUCCUGUACAUAGACAUAGCGCGCUGCGCGCGACUUCGAGCUUCCUCGUUUCUUCCAUUUUUAGCUCGAAUUUCACCUCCCUCAUCUUUUCUUCUUCUACUUCUUCUUCUUCUGUUUCUUCUCUGUACGCGGUUGUUGUGUUCGUCAUAGCAAGUGCUUCGUCUCGCGAGUGCAAGUGUUCCAUAUUUUCGGAUUCUCACGUCGGAUCUACUACUCGAAACGAAGACAGUAGCUGUCUACACGCAUAAGCAGAACAGUGGAAGAUUCUGACGUCUGACAUCAGGAUCGAGUCAGAAACAGUGCUGGGAGGAAUGCGCCAGCCCGGAGAAGCCGACCAGCGUCAGUCCAGGAGGCUCGCAGCCGAUUAAAGCAUCCCCCGACGACACCGCAACGAUUCGUCGAUCUACACUCGAAAACACGGCGUAAGAAGAAGAAGAAGAAGAAGAAGAAGCAGCAGCAGAAGCAGAAUCCCGCUGCGGCGCCGCGGUAGAUCGAAUGAUACCAGAUGGACGCGCUGGUCACGAUGAGUGCGCCGCCGGCUGCACUGUCAGCCCAUCAGGCCCCGCUGCAGCAGCCGGCCGCGGCAUCGGCCACGAUCUCGGUCCGGUCCCCCACCAGCGCCGGCAGCGGCGGCGGCUGCAGCAGCGGUAGUACCGCCGCGGCGACAGGAGCAGCUUGGGCCGCCUCUCCCCACAAGGAGACGGCGACCGGAGCAACGGUAUUCGUCGCCAGCGUAACCGAUGUGGCCGGCUCUCGCGCCAGAAUCCCGGAAGUGCAGCCAGCGAGCGGCCGCGACUCGCGGCAGCCGGCCCACGUAGUCAAGAUCCAGAUCAACCCGAGCUGCGACAGCAGCCGGCUCAUAUCCACCGUCAGGCUGAACCUCGAGGAGCCGCUCGGCAGCAGUAGCGGCUGCAGUUUUCCCGUCGUCAGCAACGGCAACGGUAGUGCCGGCGUCGUCGUCCUCGGGUCCGAGGGCCAGGACAAGAGCGUCACCUGCAUCCGCGUAAAGAGCUGCGAGUACGCGGGCAGCGAGUCCUCCUCCUCAGAGGAGCUGCAGAGCCACUCGUCGGAGGAGGUCGGCAUCGGCAGCAAGAACGACAUGGUGCAGCAGCGCUGCGUGCCCGAGUCGCGCGCCGCUAGCUCCUGCUUCUAUUACAGCAGCCCGCUGAGCACGAUGCUCAUGUCGAGCGGCCAGUGCUCGCCCUCGGAGACCCUCGACAGCGGGACCUGCAGCGACCUCGACGGCACGCCGCCCCCGCUGCCCAAGAAGAAGGGCUCGAGCACUGUCGUGCUGGGCGCGGGCUCGGCGCCGAGCCACCAGCGGCACGACAGGACGGGCAGCCUCACGAGCAGCGGCGCCGAGCUGGACAGCGAUGACAACGAGUCCAGCAUCAGCUGCGACUCGCUCAACAGCGGCGAGCUGCCGAGCCUCAACCAAGCCGCCGCCGCCGCCAGCUUCCGCGUCUCUAGGAGCCUCGAGCUCCGGAGCGGUGGCGGCAAGCAGGAGAGCCUCUCGCCGCCGGCCUCGGGCACCUCCACCCUCUCCAAGGCCUCGUCGACGACGCCGCGCAUCCGCAGCCCGGACACGGGCCGCUCGUCCGCCUGCUCCUCGCCUAUCGUCAGCGAGUGCACCUACGAGGAGCGCAGACGCGAGGAGUUCACCGCACCGGACCCGGAGGCGGCGAGCACCAUGACGAAGGUGUACGCAUACGAGGACGACCGCUUCUACAAGUUCCACGUGAACGAGAGGGACGAGAUGGCCAAGAGCGAGAACAGCGCCGAGGACAAGGGGAGGAGCGCGGAGAACGACGACGAGUGCUUCGCCGGCUACAAGAUCCUCGAGAGGGAAGCCAUACGCAGUGCCAAAGGGACCGUGCGCGGAGUCAAGAAUCGCGUGCGCGCCGGCAUAGCCACCUUCCUCCAGAAGCCCUCCAGCAAGAAUUACAAAGCGAAAGAUGCCGGCAAGGUGGUUGUCUACACGACGACGAUGGGCAUCGUGAGGGAGACAUACUACCGUUGCGUGCUGGUCAAGCAGAUCCUCAGGACACACAUGGUCAAGUACGAGGAACGCGAUAUGUACAUGUCCACCGAGUCACAGACCGAACUUAGAGACCGCAUUGGUUGCGCAGCCAUAGAAGUGCCACAGCUCUUUAUAGACGGACAGUAUAUUGGGGACGCCCAUACGGUCGAGCGGCUGAACGAGUCCGGCGAGCUGCGUCAAAUGCUGAAACCUUACAAGAGUCUGGACGCGUGCAGCACCUGUCAGAUGUGCGGAGGCUAUCGUCUGUUGCCCUGUCCCGUCUGCAACGGCAGCAAGAAAUCGGAGCAUCGGAACGAAUUCACCGCCGAGUUCAUCGCUCUCAAGUGCAUGAACUGCGAUGAGGUGGGCCUCGUACGCUGCCCGAACUGCUAAGCCCGACUCGGAACAAAAAUACACUCCAGCAGCUCGUUGAUCAUCGCAAGACGAACCGAGAUGCAGCGCGCAAUGAGAGACAGAGAGCGAGAGAGACGAAGAGAUAAUAGAAAGAUAGAGAGAAAGCGAGAUUCUCGUGACGCUUCGCGGACGAGUGAAUAUUCGACGACGUUGCCGCGACGACGAUCCGCGCUUUUGUUUUCCCCUUUCACUCUCUUUCUCUCCCUCUUUCCCCUCUUAAUUUUCCUUCCCUCUCCUCCCCUCUUCCAGUUUCCCCCUCCGCACACUUUUGUAUAAUUUAAUUCGAUAGAGCGGCCAAGUGCAUCGGACUAUCGCCCGGUGAGCCAAUAGUUCAAUCAUCGACUUUCGAUAUGGAGCUUGUUGUUGUCGGCUCUUCGUUGAUCGCGAUUGUAAUUACGGUGUAUAUUAUACCUACACAUACAUAUAGGCUUUCGCACGUAGAAACUGCUGGCCUUCCGCACGCGUGACCUCCGUGCUCGCAGGCUGCGCAAAUCAAGCUGCGCCGCUAUUGCAGAUCAUUAUUGUUGAUAUCCUCGGUGGCUUUGUUAUUUUGUUGUACCGGGCGCUUACAACAACGACAUACACAUCACACACGAGUGCAGUCGUUUCGCUGUACAUUUGCUUGCAAUAUUAUAAUGUUAUAUAUACAUACGAUCUAGACUGCAUGUAUUUCGUUGAUGAUCCGUUCUGCGGAGCCUGAAAUUCACGGCAAUGACACUGUUGUUGUUUAUUAUUAUUUUUUUUUUUUUAUUCAAUUUUUUCCAUGAAUUAACCGAUGUGUACAUAAUUGUAGACCUUGUGACAUUGUUGGAGAAGCACUUAUUUAUUGCGAAUCGGUUGGAAAAUUUUGUUUGUUACGCGAUGAGGAGUCGAGGAUAUUGUAUCUGUUGAUAUUGAUCAUCGGCGAUGUGGAUGAGUAUAUUGUAAACUUUGGACAAUUUUUGAAUGACGUUAUUAAGAACGUAGAAUAGUGUUUUGUUAAAUUGAAGCCAGGACGACGAAUAAUACUAACGAUGGAGUUUAAAUUUGUAUAGUAACUCGUUCAUCAUUAUUAUCAUGUAUCACAGCAAUGUUGACAAAAUCUGGCGAAUCAGUGUAAAUGUAUAACGCAUAAUUGAAUUGUCGACUGAUGUCUCUGUCUUUUGUAAUCUUCUCUCGUAAACUGUUACUAAAGCAAUACACCUUGCUAAAAAUACCCCCUAACUUGCCUGUAAAGUAUACGAGCCACCGCUCGAACUUUACAUUCUCUCGAAACCCAAACUACUUUAAUGAUUGAAGGUGUUACACGAGGAAGUUUCCGAUUUUCUUUUGUGCAUAAACUUCUUAAUUUAGUAGUUGUAGUAUCGAACAAGUUUUCUAUAAAUAAAAUCCACGUGUUGUUUACAUCUUGCACUUUAAACUGCGUUCGUUGAAGUACUUCAAUAUACUAAAAAUAAACUUGUGAAUACCUGCAACAGACAGUAGUAGAAGAGUUAAGGUGCUAUUUAGAGUAGUGAAAUGGGUUUUCCAGACAUGCGUUGCUGUCGCGGAAGGAGAGGAUCCAGCUAAAAAAAAGAAAACGAAAAUCACUUUCUUUAUACUGUGUACUUUUUCAAAUGAAGCGGUAGAGUUGGCGUCGAUUUUCGCGAUGAGCGGCAAUGGCGCAUAAUAUACAAUCGAGAUGCGCUUCGAGAGAAACAUGUUUUUGUGUAUAUGUAUGAAUUAAACUGAUGACACAUGCAAUAAUCGUGUAAUAACACGACGAAUCGUCCAUCGAAGUGAGUGUGUGUGUGUGUGUGGAUGUUGUUCUGCCGGGUCCGUUCGUAUCCCCGAGCUCUGCGAGAAAAAUCAUGUUGUACAAUAUUAUUGAUAAAAUAAAGAUGUCUAAUAUUUCCUAA